Molecule: messenger RNA, 2185 nt
Organism: Anopheles nili
Lineage: Eukaryota; Metazoa; Arthropoda; Insecta; Diptera; Culicidae
Gene: mAChR-A
Product: muscarinic acetylcholine receptor DM1
Exons: 4
Coding region: 1-2001 (666 amino acids)
Biological process (GO): chemical synaptic transmission; adenylate cyclase-inhibiting G protein-coupled acetylcholine receptor signaling pathway; G protein-coupled receptor signaling pathway, coupled to cyclic nucleotide second messenger
Cellular component (GO): plasma membrane; synapse; dendrite
Molecular function (GO): G protein-coupled acetylcholine receptor activity; G protein-coupled serotonin receptor activity
Source: RefSeq, a predicted model, not a curated record
AUGGGUGGCUUCCCGUUCGAGCGCACGACGGUCGAGAACUUCCUGUCGCGCUACACGACAGAGACAACGCUGCCAACCGCACCAACGACGGUCAUGGCCGUGGAGGAGUUGUUCUUUAACGCGACUCCGCCAGAUCCGGGUCCGACCGCUAACGGAACGUUCGAGCUUGCGAUCGAGGAGUCCGAACCGACGUAUUCGCUCGCGCAGAUCAUCAUCCUUGGCAUUAUCGCGACCGUGUUGAGCAUCCUGACCGUCGCUGGCAACGUGAUGGUGAUGAUUUCGUUCAAGAUCGAUAAGCAGCUGCAGACGAUCAGCAAUUACUUUCUGUUUUCGCUCGCCAUUGCUGACUUCGCGAUUGGGCUUAUCUCGAUGCCGCUGUUUUCGGUGACGACCCUGCUCGGUUACUGGCCACUUGGGCCGCACAUUUGCGACACGUGGCUUGCGCUCGACUAUCUGGCAUCGAAUGCAUCCGUGCUGAACCUGCUGAUCAUCAGCUUCGAUCGGUACUUCAGUGUGACGCGCCCGCUAACGUAUCGAGCUAAGCGCACGACGACACGAGCCGCCAUUAUGAUCGGUGCUGCUUGGGGCAUUAGUUUGCUGUUGUGGCCACCGUGGAUCUACAGCUGGCCGUACAUCGAGGGUAAACGUACGGUACCGGAGAAGGAGUGCUACAUUCAGUUCAUUGAGACCAACCACUACAUUACGUUCGGUACCGCGAUCGCCGCGUUUUAUGUGCCGGUUACCGUGAUGUGCUUCCUGUACUACCGGAUAUGGCGUGAAACGAAGAAACGGCAGAAGGAGCUGAAGAACCUGACGGGUGACCGGAAGAAGGACUCUUCCAAGCGGUCCAACUCAAGUGACGAAAACACGGCCGUCAACCACUCGGGUGGCCACGUGCUACCAGCAAGCGUCGCCGAUCCUGACGGCUGGCGGAGGCCUCGCAGCGAAUCGUCGGCGGACGCGGAAAGUGUCUACAUGACGAACGCCGUCCUACCGGACGGUGCCUACGGCCACGGCAUGCUAUCGCGCCGAUCGAGCAUCACCAUCAAUGGCGUGCCGAAGAAGCCGACCACGUUCUUCGGUGGCAUCAAGGAGUGGUGCAUCGCGUGGUGGCACUCCGGGCGCGAGGACUCCGACGACUACGGGUAUGACGUCGAGGAACCGUCGGACUUAGGGUGCACCUCACUGAAUGUGAUCCGCGAUCCGUACGUUGCUGGUGGCGCUGCUGGUGGAGGGCGUAGUAACGUCGUCAGUAUGAUCCCGGAUAUAUCUCCAACGCCGGCUCGACCAGCGUUGCCACCUCUGGCUCACCUACAGGACAUGCACGGAGCGCGUGAUUCACGUUCGCUCCCGAGCAGCAAUCGGUUGGGGUCACGCUCCGUCAGCCAGGAUUCGGUGUACACGAUCCUCAUCCGCUUGCCACCUGAAGGUGGUUCCGGAGAUGAACGAGCACCGUCGAUCAAGAUGAUCCAAGAUGAUGUGCCGAUGUCGAUGACAGUUCCACCGAGGCGGCCGCUACCAUCACGCGAUUCCGACUACAUCAUUCCGGUGGCAGGUCGGCGUCAAUCGACCGCUACCACCGAUUUCCGGUUGCCGCUAUCGGCGAAGAUCAUCUCGAAGCCACUCUCGAAGCAACAGCAGCAGCUGCAUCAGGCCAAUCUCGCUCAGACCGCGCGGCAGGUGAAGAAGAAGAAAAAAUCCCAAGAGAAACGCCAGGAGACGAAGGCGGCCAAGACGCUGUCGGCGAUUCUGCUAAGCUUCAUCAUCACCUGGACACCGUACAACAUUCUGGUGUUGCUGAAACCGCUCACCGCCUGCACCAAGUGCAUCCCGCAGGAGCUGUGGGAUUUCUUUUACGCGCUCUGCUACAUCAACUCGACGAUCAAUCCGGUUUGUUAUGCGCUUUGCAAUGCCUCGUUCCGGCGGACGUACGUGCGCAUUCUCACGUGCAAGUGGCAUACGCGCAAUAGAGAGGCGAUGACGCGCGGCGUAUAUAACUAAGGGCGUUAGAAAGGAAAAGAGAAAGAGAGAGAGAGAGAAUGAUUACUGGUGCGGGAUAAUGAGCUGUUUCGCUACGACGGUGCUGGAGGAAGCAAACGUUAAGCAGUUUACAAGACAACCCCACAAAUGGGUGCAAUUUGAACGCGAUGUUCUGUCAAGUACCAGGCGCCUCCAUCAACAACCA